GCCGGUUGUUGUCGCUCUCUGCUCUCAGUCUGUCUCUGACUCUCUGCAGCUCUGCGCGCAGACCCGCAGCAGUGUUCCUGAACGCUUUACGCGGAGGUUGAAUGAAUUGAACUUUUCCUCUGGAGGAUACUCGUUGUGUUGUUUCAUUGUGUGCUCUCUUGUUGUUUUUUUGGGACAUGACAGGAGGACAUCAGGACAUCAGGACCCUGAAUAUGUUUUGGAGUCUGGAGGAGAUGGACGGCCCGUCGGCUCCAAAGUGCUGAAGCUCUGUAAAGUCAUUCCUGUGUUUAGUGCGUGCAUCCCGGAGGAGUUUUGUGUGUCAUCAGGACCUUGAGACACACCCACGCACACACACACACACAGACACACUGAUGCUCAGCCUCUCCUUCUCACUGUAAACCUGGCAGACCUCUAAUCUCUAAAAGAUUGAUGAGGUUCAGUCCGGGCACAGGAGGCCUGGCACAGUGUCGAUAAGGCAGCUUUCAUUUCACCACAUUUUAUCCCCCUCUCCUCCUUUCUUCUCCUCUUUUCCUCCAUGCUGAGGGAUGCGGGGGCUGCCUUUAAAGCAUGGGAGAGGAUUAUGACACAACAAGGGGUGUGGAGGACGCUGUUUUGAACAGGAGCCAUGAAAUGCCGUGGAAAUGACAGCCACCCCGUGUUCUCCCGUUGCUCCGUGUUGGACGGCUGCAAGGUAGCCGAGCAGGACGCCAGAGACGGCAUGUCCCGGUCAAACUGCUGGAGCUGGGACGUAGUGAAGCUGCUGAGGGACACUCAGAGCUGAGGGUAGCUGGACGCGUAUCAGACACCUGCACACACUCAGAGCGCUUCACGCAGGACAAUGUGCAACAUCUCGUUCUGUGAUGUGGACAGUAAGGUGGACCAGUUCUUCCAGCCCACGCUCUACAUCAUCGUCAUUGUUCUGGGGCUGCCCACUAACUGCAUGGCCCUGUGGGCUGCCUACAUGCAGGUACGCCAACGCAACGAGCUCGGCAUCUACCUGAUCAACCUGUCAGUGGCUGACCUCCUCUACAUCAGCACUCUUCCUCUGUGGAUCGACUACUUCCUGCAGCAUGAUGACUGGAUCCACGGUCAAGAGAGCUGCAAACUCUUCGGCUUCAUCUUCUACACUAACAUCUACGUCAGCAUCGCCUUCCUCUGCUGUAUAUCACUGGACCGAUACCUGGCUGUGGCUUAUCCUCUCCGCUUCGCCAAGGUUCGACGGAUCAAGACAGCCGUCCUUGUCAGUGCCAUGGUGUGGAUCAUCGAGAUUGUAGCCAACUCCGCUCCCCUCUUCCACGACGAGCUCUUCCAGGAUCGGUUCAAUCACACCUUCUGCUUCGAGAAGUACCCCAUGCAGGACUGGGUGGCGGGGAUGAACCUCUACAGGACUUUUCUGGGCUUCCUGGCUCCAUGGACAGCCAUGCUCGUGGCGUACCGCGGGAUCUUGGCAGCGGUGCGCUGCAACGUCUCCACAGAGCGUCAGGAAAAGGCCAAAAUUCAGCGUCUGGCUUUGAGCCUGAUCCUGAUCGUCUUGCUCUGUUUUGGACCGUACCACAUCCUCCUCCUGGUGCGGAGCGUCAUGUUUCUGAGGAAACCGUGUGACUGCGGCUCAGAGGAGAGCUUGUUCGCAGCGUACCAUGUUUCUUUGGCGCUGACCAGCCUCAACUGCGUCGCGGACCCUAUUUUGUACUGCUUUGUCAACGAGGGAGCUCGGCACGACGUCGGCCGAGCUCUCUCUGCUUUAAUGUCUGCAGCCUGUCACAGACGCUCCUCUGCCUCGCCGUCACAUGCUGACAUACUGAACGCUGGCUCAGUCACGAUGGAGACGCCGCUGUCGGCUAAAAAGCAGCCUUGCGUGUACGCCGAGGGAGGAAAGACGAGCAGCUACAAGACUGAACUGGUGGCUCUGAAAGAGGAGUGUCUCCAGAUGACCAUCCUCAGUGUUAAGAAGUGACUUCUUCAGUUUAAGAGGUUCAAACAGCUCAGUGAGGCGGGCGGUGGAGGCUCCUGGUGGCUUCUGGGUAAUGUGGCAUGUCAGAUGAUUUGCGUGGGGUCUGUAAUAACGGCAAUAAAGAAGCCAGAGUGGGAAUGAGGUGGAUCCAAUACAGAAGACAUACAGUAUUGUUGGGUAGAGAGAAAGCUUACCACUACAUGAGCUGAAUAAAAAGCUGCACCUGAGGGGAGCAGCUGCAGACAGGUCCUGAGUAUAAGAAGAAGGGUUGUCCUGUUUUAAGUUGACCAUGUUUCAAACUGUAGUUUGCAAAGCUGCGCUGUGUUAUCAUUGAAUUCAUAGUGCAAUCAUCUGCUCAUUAGCUCCCAUCACUGUCAACACAUGAAGGAUCAGUGGAUCACCAGAAACCUCAGGAUGUAGCAUCAGCACACCCUGAGUCCAUGUUCCAGAUUUAACGCCAACCCGUCCAGAUGAUGUUGAGAUCACAUCCUGAACGUCUGGUUAACCUUUUAAAACACAACGUGACAACUUUGAUAUCUGGAUGAUUUCCAACAGUGCCACACGUUACUAGUUAGUCGUUUUUUGAAUAUUUAAGUGGAACCCGCUCUGCAUGGCUGAGUGGUCUGAGAGGAGACACCUUUGCAUUCAGACUGCAUGAACACUCAACUGGACCGAGGAAGGAUGAAGGAUGAAGGAGGCGGGAGUGUGACGCUGAAACGAUGUAGAAGAACAGUGUAAGUGUAAUAAAUGUGAUUGUAGAUUACAGGUCAACACAUUUUUUAUUGCUUGUGAUGCUCAGAGAUGUCUUUACUGUUCUGUUUUUGAUGGAAACGAUGAAGCCUUAUGAAGUACCUCAGCUCAUUAACUGCGAUGGAACGGUCUGGAGGAAGAGUCUCGUGUGUUUGUUAUUUUUUGCUUUCAUUUUUUACAGCAGAUGCAAAAUGAUGAUUGAACUGAGCUGACUGAAAGAACCAAAGCCUUUCACUGCAGCACUGCAGCACUGCAUGCUCUGAAGGUCUGAUGUAUCAGUUAUUAGAGUGUGAGCUCCGUGCAGCAGCAGAAGCAGUAGUGUGAUAGAACAGUGAAGCCACUUUAAAUGUGAGUGCAUGCAGUAGUGCUGUGAGGAUAUUUACAUGCUGGACGAUUAGACUUGUAGUGCUUUAUAAUCUGACGGCCUUUAACAGAACUCUGUGAGCAGAAAAAACAUCUCUUUACUGAAUCCUAACUUCAUGCUUGAGCUUUGAGAAAUGCUGCACAGCUGACCUGAUACUGUUUACAUUCCUAUUCAGACGGAUGCCUUUCAGCUUUAACAGUCUCAGCUCUAGAUGUGACGCGGUGAAGAGUCCUAAACACUGUACGGAUGUCAGAUGUAACCUUCGUCCCUCUUGAUUCUGGUGAAACUGCUGUCUGCUGACAUCUUCUAUAAAAUUCAGGACCCAAUUAAACACCUAAAGAAAUUCCACAAAGCCAAAACUUCAGAUCAGACUAAACGCUGUCUUGGAUUUCCAUAGAAAGCCAUACCCAGAGGUCCGAACAUGCAAUGACAGUUUAAAUGAUUUACAUACAACCUCACUGUUUAAACUGACAGCAGACAAGUCCACCCUUUGGUACCUGAAGCAGAGAUUCAGGGGAUAAGCGGCUAAAAGGUGCGUUUUGACCAAGAGUUCCGGGGUCUACUACUUUACCCUGAACUAAAAGGUUCCUGUGCCCCUAUUGUUGUCUGCGUUUCGACCGUGGGCUGAAGUCCCGGGUAGAUUGUGCAAAUCAAGCCAGUGACGUAUGGAGACUCAGCUGGCGCUGUUUUAGAUGGUGCUAUAUUUCAUCACAGAUGGAUUCACUGAAUCAACACGUGAGAGGAGAUAAGCGCGAGUAGCAAAGACGUUUCAACACAGCUUUGAAAACGUUGACUCAAAAAGCUGUGGCAGAGAUCGGCCGGUGUUCUGGUUUAAACCGCAACCCUGUUAACUGGAGACUCUCAGCCGGAUGCAUCCCUCAUAAACGUCUUUAGACGAUCAUUAAAUAUCUGAUGAGGAUAUUUUGAAAUCUUAAUAAAAACUAAACUAGUUUGCAUUCCCAGGAACUCCCUCUGUGUUUCAGCAGCUGUGUAAACUCCACAAACACUGACACGUUCAGCUGAACGUCUCCAGUUUACAGGGUCACUUUUAAAACCGUAACACCGAGAGGAGAGACCCAUUCACGGUGGGCUGAGAGAAGACUUCUGUUACAAGCUGCUAAAUCAAGAGAAUCACAGCUUCUUCUUUUGAAAAGUACACACACAUACAAAAAAGAUAGAACAAAUAAAAACUAAUGAAAGAAAGAGAAAUCAAGUGAAUCACAGAUGUGUGUGAUGUUAUUGUGGACGGCGGGCAGAAUAAAAACACUGCAGGUUAAUCUACCAAUCAGACACGUUCAGCAUUGCAGGCCCUGCCCCCCGAAAGCUCCGGGACCUUUGAAAAGUACUACCCCCCUAGCAGGGGCUUUUUAGGGGGAGAUUAACUACCCUGAAGUCAAUUUAGACCCUGGGUCCACCGGUCGAAACGCACAUAGUUCAGGGGUAAAGUUCCUCUGGUCAUAAGUCCACUUCUCUCUGCAGCCGUGAUAUCAAGUGAGGCCUGAGGUUAAAAAAUAAGAAUUCUUACAAAAUCUUUGGGUCCCAAAACUCUAAAACAGAUGUUUGAGUACUGUACAUAAAGUUCACUUCAUGCAGACUGAACUCCGCUGAGACAUCUUCAACUUCUACAUCAUGUCUGCAGCUCUAAGCAUGACCUUGACGCCUACUCACAGUUGUCAUGUGCAUUCAAACCUGGGGAAAGCGUCCCUGUUGUUUUGUGAAUCAGUGGUGAUAACAUUUCAUGCAGGACUUCCUGUUUUUUGUCCUGACUUACUGUAAAAACAUGCAAACAUUCCUUGUGUGGAGGCUUAAGGGACUUCAUUCUGUGCGCUGACUUCACGGUGACAAACAGCUGGAGUCCACGCUGAGAAAUCUGCAGAAGAAGGUCCAGGUGGUGUCACAUCUUUGCAUGUAAAUACUCCUCUGUUCUGUGAAACAAUGUCCGGCAGGUUGUUUUUGGACUUUCAGAUCCUCAGCGCUCCUCGACACGCUGCUCUGUGUAUCUUUGCUUCUGUUGUGCAUCAGUGCGUCAGUGUGAGAGAGGAGGUACCAGGCUUCAUAAUGUGUGUUUGUUCAAAUGUCAGUGAGAAAUAAAUUAUGCAUUCAGAA
Molecule: messenger RNA, 5171 nt
Organism: Notolabrus celidotus (New Zealand spotty)
Lineage: Eukaryota; Metazoa; Chordata; Actinopteri; Labriformes; Labridae
Gene: gpr4
Product: G protein-coupled receptor 4
Exons: 4
Coding region: 839-1954 (371 amino acids)
Biological process (GO): G protein-coupled receptor signaling pathway
Cellular component (GO): membrane
Molecular function (GO): G protein-coupled receptor activity
Source: RefSeq, a predicted model, not a curated record